AAACUCAAAGAAAUCCAGUUACACUCAGCAACCCAAACUCAACUAGUUUCACAAACUCAAACCGAAACAUCCUCGUUCCUUUGUCGCACUUUUUCUUUGUCGCAAUUUUUAUUUAUUUAUUUAAUUUUCUUUAUAUAAAAAUUCCGAGUAACCCAAUUUCACUUACCCUUUUCUUGAAUCGUGAUUUUACUUCUCAACAAACUCAAAUUCAUUGAGGGUUUCACUCAAAAAUUCAAUGGGUCGUUCUCGUGGUAAUUUUCAUCAUAACGAUGAUGAUCCAAGCCAAAGGUCAAGGAGAAAGAAGAAUGCUGCAAGUGGAGAUAAUUCAGAAUCUGGAGUUGCAGGUCAAGGAGCAGGUGAAGCGAAAAGGGCUUUGUAUCAUUGCAAUUACUGUAAUAAAGAUAUUACAGGAAAAAUCCGUAUCAAGUGUGCCAAGUGCCCAGAUUUUGACUUAUGUAUUGAGUGCUUUUCUGUUGGAGCUGAGGUGACACCCCACAAAAGCAAUCAUAAUUACAGGGUCAUGGAUAAUUUGAAUUUCCAUUUCAUUUGCCCGGGCUGGCAUGCAGAUGAUGAAAUUUUGCUUCUAGAGGGAAUAGAAAUGUAUGGCAUGGGAAACUGGGCAGAAGUUGCUGAGCACGUUGGAACAAAGAACAAAGAAGCAUGCAUAGAACACUAUAGGAAUGUGUACUUAAACUCCCCGUUCUUCCCUCUUCCGGACAUGUCGCAUGUUGUUGGGAAAAACAGAGAAGAACCUGCCAUGGCAAAAGGGCAGGGUGACGACAAGAAAGGACUUCCCAUGGGGGAUCUUAGCAUAAAGGAAGAAUCACCCUUUUCUCCGUCUAGAGUCAAAAUGGAAGAUUCCAACAAAUCUGGUUCCACUGGCCGUUUGACUUCCAAUAUGAAUUCAGGGUCGGAUUCAGGGCCCUCAGUCAACACACAUGCUGCAGCUAGUGCUAACCAAAAGGCAUCCAAUAAAGGGCGGGGGAAAGGUGGUCCUGGGAUCGUUAAAAUGGAAGAUUCUCCAAUGGACAGAGAUUUUGGAGGAAAUAAGCCAAAUUCCUCAAGAAAUGAAGGCCCUUCCUUGGUUGAAGUCAGUGGUUAUAACCCGAAAAGACAGGAAUUCGAUCCUGAAUAUGAUAAUGAUGCUGAGCAAUUACUCGCCGAAAUGGAGUUUAAGGACACUGACACUGAGGAGGAGCGAGAGAUCAAACUUCGUGUGCUGCGCAUUUAUUCAAAAAGGCUUGAUGAAAGAAAGCGCAGGAAGGAAUUCAUACUUGAAAGAAAUUUGCUAUAUCCAAAUCCAUUUGAGAAGGAUUUAACACCUGAGGAAAAGACAAUAUGCCGGAAAUAUGAUAUGUUCAUGCGCUUUCAUACUAAGGAAGAGCACGAUGAAUUACUCAGAACUGUUAUCUCUGAACAUAGGACUCUGAAAAGAAUUCAAGAGCUUAAGGAAGCUCGUGCUGCUGGUUGCCGCAGUUCAGUUGAAGCAGAUAGAUAUCUGGCGCAUAAGAGAAGAAAGGAAUCUGAAGAAAGUGCUUGUAGGGCAAGAGAAAGUGCUCAUGUGGUCCCGAACAAUCACGGGGUUCCAAAUGCAUUAAUGUCUCCAGACUCUGCUGGUACCAGACCUGCAGGGUCAAGUUCUGUCAAUGAAAUGGAUGCAACUGGAUACUAUGGAGCAGAUUUACUUUCUGAAGCUGAGAAACGUUUGUGCUGCGAGUUAAGGUUGCCUCCAACCGUUUAUCUGAAGAUGCAAGAGGACCUAUCGGUACAAAUGAUUGCUGGCAACGUCUCUUCAAAAUCUGAUGCUCAUCAAAUGUUCAAGAAUAUGGAUACCAUCAAAAUUGACAGGGUGUAUGAUAUGCUCAUUAAGAAGGGAAUUGGCUCACCCUGAGACCUCUCGUAAUAUAUUAUUCUGUUUAGGACCACAUAAUAAAAAUAAAAAUAAAAAUUAGGUAUAUAUCAAAUUAUAACAUUAAAAUUUUUUAAGUGUUGUAUCAUGCUUUGGUAAUAGGUAAAGUCAGAUAUAGUAGGAUAUAUACUCACAGUUAAUCAUGCUUCUAUCAGACCUUUUUAAUCCACCGUUGAGUGGAUAGAAGUGAUUAAAGUAUUUUUGCUUUUAUGAAUAGAAUGACUUAUUUGCUAA
This is a messenger RNA of Medicago truncatula (barrel medic), 2143 nucleotides long. Its product is annotated as transcriptional adapter ADA2b. Gene Ontology annotation, molecular function: chromatin binding; zinc ion binding; protein binding. Gene Ontology annotation, biological process: regulation of transcription by RNA polymerase II; chromatin remodeling. Lineage: Eukaryota; Viridiplantae; Streptophyta; Magnoliopsida; Fabales; Fabaceae. Gene Ontology annotation, cellular component: nucleus. The transcript has 13 exons. The coding region runs from base 236 to 1891 and encodes 551 amino acids. The record is from RefSeq and is a predicted model, not a curated record.